Messenger RNA from Rhodamnia argentea, 1832 nucleotides. RefSeq lists its product as uncharacterized. The transcript is spliced from 6 exons. Bases 148 to 1536 code for a protein of 462 amino acids. The record is from RefSeq and is a predicted model, not a curated record. Gene Ontology annotation, molecular function: zinc ion binding; nucleic acid binding. NCBI's taxonomy places the organism in Eukaryota, Viridiplantae, Streptophyta, Magnoliopsida, Myrtales, Myrtaceae.
GAACGGGAUUGCAAUAAAAAAGGAGAAGAGGAGAGGACCAGUUAGACCACUGUCCAUCGCCUGAAACCAGAAACCGGCAGCUAGGGUUCAUUUUCCCUCCGCUCGCCGCUCCAACGCAUUCGCUCGAGGAAAGGAAUCAUUGCCGUCAUGUCUAACAGAUCAGAUUCUGAUAUAGACGAUGAUUUUCGUGACCUGUACAAAGAGUACACGGGUCCCCCAGGAUCUGCUACCGUCAAUGCACAGGAUAGAGAAAAAACAACCAAAAGGCUUCAUUCUGGUUCUGAUGAGGAAGAUGAAUCUCGUGACCCAAAUACAGUUCCAACCGACUUUACCAGCCGUGAAGCAAAGGUUUGGGAAGCGAAGUCAAAGGCUACGGAGAGGAACUGGAAGAAGAAGAAAGAAGAAGAGAUGAUUUGUAAAAUAUGUGGCGAAUCUGGUCAUUUUACUCAGGGGUGCCCCUCUACUCUAGGAGCCAACCGCAAGUCCCAAGAUUUUUUCCAGAGAGUUCCUGCCAGAGACAGUCGUGUGCGAGCGCUAUUUUCAGAAAGAGUGAUACAGAAGAUUGAGAAAGACACUGGCUGCAAAAUCAAGAUGGAUGAAAAGUUCUUGAUUGUUAGUGGCAAAGACAGAUUAAUCUUGGCCAAAGGAAUUGAUACUGUGCAUGAGAUGAUUAAAGAGGAUGGUGAUCAGAAGGGUUCUUCUAGUUCUCGGAUGUCCAGAUCUAGGUCACCAGUGCGCAGCCCUGUGGGCGAACGGUCAAGGCAGUCUCAAUCCCAGAGGUCUCAUAAUGGUCCACCUAGUGCAACGCACUUCCAACAGAGGUUUAGUAGGCAGGAAAAAGUUGUUGAAGAUCGUGUUCGUGAUGAUCUGAAAAAAUUAUCAAGGGGUUCUCCGCAAGCUUAUGGUAAUGAUAGGGCUAGAGAUCAUUCAAGCCGUUCAAAAUCUCCAGCACGUCCUCCAUACAGAGGCAACUCAUAUAGCUCUUAUGAUGGUCGUAAUCAGAACAUGGGUGCUUAUAGGACUGAUGGUUGGAAUAGUGAGAGAAGGGCCUCAGAUAUGCGAUCUGGAAGUCAGCUUGAAUUGCCUUCCCAUCCACAGACAUUGGAAGAAUUAGAGUUGGAAUAUAAGAGGGAGGCCAUGGAUCUCGGGAGAAUUCGAGAUAAGGAAGAAGACGAAGAGAAUUAUAAACAUCGUGAGGCUAUACGGGAAAUAAGGGAGAAUUAUUUGAAGAAAGUAGCUACUGUCAGGGGUAUGCAUGCAAAACAGUGGGAAGAAUUUCUCCAGUUUGAUGCCCAAAAGCAUGAUCAGCAGGCGCGCCAGCAAAUGCCUGGUCCUGGUUUUGGCGGUUAUAAGCAACAAGGUUAUUCUGAUUUUGAUGGUUCAGUCAAUCCUCAAUAUGCUGGAGGGGGUAUACCCGUUGAUUCGAGGAAUAUUUAUCCAAACCAUAUGGAAACUUAUCCUUCAAGGCUUCAAGGCGCCUAUGGUGACUUUCAGCGUCAAAGACAAGGUUAUGGAAAAACUUAUACGCGUUAUUAAUCUUGCUUGCCAGGAAUAUGCUGGGGUCUGCAUCCUGGUUGAAUAGGUUUGGGCCGCAAUGGAGCUUUUGUUUUGGUAAGUGUCAUGUUUCUAGACCCAAUUGGAGAACAGUUCAGCCGAUUCAUUGUCCUGACACUCUUUUUUUCAAUGUUUGGUUGUCGAACUGAGUCUUUUGUAAAGGAAUGAGUGCUUUCAAGCACGUAUUUGAGCAGUAAUGCUUGAUAGUAACUGGACUUGUGAAUGCUUCUGAAUUUUAUGCUAGUGGCAGACAAUAUCUGACAAAAUGUAUCGCCAUA